Pseudomassariella vexata is the source of this 960-nucleotide messenger RNA. RefSeq lists its product as uncharacterized. The transcript has 5 exons. The record is from RefSeq and is a predicted model, not a curated record. The coding region runs from base 1 to 960 and encodes 319 amino acids. Lineage: Eukaryota; Fungi; Ascomycota; Sordariomycetes; Amphisphaeriales; Pseudomassariaceae.
AUGUCGCUGAAGAGUUCUUUGACGCAGGCCUUCCCGCCGAAACCUCGCUUCACCGAGUCGCAGGUGCCAGAUCUUUCCGGGAAAGUCUACAUCGUGACGGGUUCCAACACAGGUGUCGGGAAGGAACUCGCACGCAUGCUCUAUUCCAAGAAUGGCAGAGUCUACAUGCUCGCUCGCUCAGCCGAUAAAACAAACAAAGCCAUAGCCGACAUCAAGAAGGCCGUGCCAGCCUCUAAGGGAGCCAUGACCUUCCUGCGCCUGGAUCUCGCCGACUUGAGCUCCAUCAAGGCCACCGUGGAGCGUUUCCUCGCCAUGGAAGGUCAGCUCCAUGUGUUUUUCAACAACGCCGGCAUUAUGUCGUCUGAAAAGAAGCUCACCACGACACCCCAGGGCUACGAGCAGCACGUUGGGAUCAACGUUUUGGGCGGCUUUUUGCUCGCGCGGCUGCUCACACCCAUUUUGGUUGGAACUGCCAAAACGGCACCGCCAAACAUAGUUCGAGUCGUCUGGCUCGCCUCUUCCGCGGCCGAGAUGUUCGGCGAGAAAAAUAUCGGCGCCACAGGGGACAUGAUGCAAACCGAGGUCCUCGCCAAGAAGUCCGGUAACGAGCGGUACUGGUUCAGCAAGGUAGGCAAUUGGUCCCACGGCGUCGAGUACGCUCUACGCCACAAGGCCGACGGCGUCAUCAGUGUCCCCGUGAACCCGGGGAAUUUGCAGUCAGCCCUGUACCGUGACCAGGGUAUCGGAAUGAGGAUUGUCACAAAACUGAUUAUGUAUCCGCCUGUCAACGGAGCGUACACGGAGCUUUAUGCUGGCCUUUCGCCAGAUAUCACUAUUCAGAAGACUGGGUGCUGGGUUGUUCCAUUUGGUCGUGCGAUCAAGUCGGAGGCCGAGGGUGGAACGGGAGGAACGCGGAAGUUCUGGGAGUGGACCGAGGACCAAGUUAGACCAUACCUCUAA